Molecule: messenger RNA, 3160 nt
Organism: Scatophagus argus
Lineage: Eukaryota; Metazoa; Chordata; Actinopteri; Scatophagidae
Product: WD repeat and coiled coil containing
Exons: 4
Coding region: 175-2412 (745 amino acids)
Molecular function (GO): kinase binding
Source: RefSeq, a predicted model, not a curated record
CAAUGCACCGAAAAUGUCAGUUAGUUUUGCUUCCGAGUAACAUAGAAAUUGACGUUCGAGACACAUUUCAGCCGGCAAAACGUGAAUUAAUAGAUGGAAAACCCACAUUCAGUGUGUCACACGGAUUCGUCGUGAGUUGUUUGUGGUUUUAUAAGCUUCUUCAUACUUGCCAGGAUGGAUCUUGGUAAGGCAAAGCUCCUCAGAACUGGUCUCAACACUCUACAUCAAGCCAUCCACCCUGUGCACGGGAUAGCAUGGACGGACGGCAAGCAGGUCUGCCUGACUGCUCUCUAUUUCAUCAAUGGCGAGGUGAAGUUUGGGGACACCAAUGUCAUUGGGCAGUUUGAGCAUGUCUUCGGGCUCUUCUGGGGCCCACUCUGCUGCCCUGACUCCCCUGCCUUGCUGGCCGUUCAACACAAGAAACACGUUACUGUGUGGCAACUGCAGCUCAGUGCCCUUGAGCAGAACAAGCUACUGUGCACUCAGACCUGUGAGAUGAGUGAGCCUUUCCCCUUGCUGUCCCUAGGCUGUGUGUGGCAUCCUAAACUGGAUAUUCUGGCUGUACUGACCAAGAGGGACACUUCUGUGCUAUUUUCUGUCAGGGUGGAUAACAGGAGAACCAAAGCAGACAUCAAAGGUAGUGGACUUAUUCACUGUGCAUGCUGGACUAAGGAUGGCACGCGCCUGGUGGUGGCUAUCGGCAGUGCUCUUCACUCUUACAUCUGGAAUGACAUCCAAAAGAGUCUGGUAUCCUGCUCUUUCUGCCCCAUCUUUGAUGUGGGAGGCUACAUCUGUGCUAUCGAGGCCACGGGGGAGGGUCAGGUAGCUGUGGCUACAGAGCUGCCUCUGGAUAAAAUCUGCGGGUUAAAUGCCGGCAUGGCCUUUGACAUGCCGACAGAGACUGAGUCCCAGCAAGACCACGGUUCACAUGUGGUCAUGUCAGAUGAUGACAGCAUUCUGGACUCGCGAAGGAGAUCAUUUGAGUCCGAGAGGUGUUACAUCCCCAGUUCAGGCCCCCUAGACCUUACCCACAUAUUGGCAAGGCACCGUCGCUCAGAUCCCAGCCCCCUAAUUCACCUGCGUCGCCGAGACACCAUGACAGGCUCUGGCCAGGACUCUUCACACCUUAUCCUGGUCACCUAUGAGCGUAAAGUCACUACCACCCGCAAAGUCAGCAUCCCAGGGAUUUUGGUUCCAGACAUUGUGGCUUUUGACCCACGUUGCUCCACAGUUGCAGUGGCUUCCAACACUUGCAACAUGGUGCUUGUGUACUGCAUCACAGCCUCUGCCAUGCCAAACAUUCAGCAGAUCUCUCUGCAGACAAAUGACAGGCCCAAAGGAGUUUGCUUCCUCAAUGACAAGAUGCUGCUGUUGAUGGUGGGCAGGCAGAAGUCCAGUGAUCCUGCCUUCCUUCCAUCCUCUAACACAGAAAAAUAUAUUCUUCGUCUCUUUGCCAAAGAGUUGAUUUACGAUGGAGAGACUCCUACCGCACCAUCCCCCUCCGCCGCUCACAACCAUGAGUCCACUUCUAAUUUCUGCCCGAGGAUUAGGAGGCACUCAGAGCACCUAUCUAAGGAUGACAGGGAGCGCCCAGGGAUAAAGGACUUGGUGUUGCCUGGAGGGGGAGUAAUUCGUUCACCUGGAAGCAGGCGCAGGCUGGUGGAGGAGGUGAGGAGUGGCGAGCCCAGCCCCGUCACCAGCUCCGUGGACUUCUCUGACCGAGCGUCGGACAGGGCAGCAUCCAGUGCGUCUUCUGUCACCGUGGAAAAUUUUGAUAUGGAUCACGUCAACCGCAUGGCUAGCCUGGCGGUGGCCGGCCAGGCCAGCAGAGAUUCCAGCCGGGCCAGUUCCCCUCGACUCGAGCCGUCGGACAAGCUUCACACAGAGCCAACGCUGCCUAUGCCUGAAAAGACAUCUGGCCCUGCCAGGGAACGUUCCCUUGAGCAGCUCGUUCACAACAUGGAGAGGCUUUUUACACGCUUCGCAGAUGUGCAGCAGUGCUUGACUGAAAUCAGAGAUUAUACCCAGAAUGGGAAGAAGGCCCUGAGUGUCUACCCUAAUGCCUGUGAACCUCCUUAUGUCAAUGUCACAUGCCAGAAGCAGUUAUCAGAAAAUGUGUUCAUUGAUGAGCGGAGGCCAGUGCUGCUGUGUGAUGGGAAGCUGUGUCUGCGUGCACUCCAGGAGCUCUUCAACCUAACUAUUGUGGAGAUGAUGUAUGGUCCGUUGUGGAUUGUACUUGUGGCAGAUGCAGACGGCUUCGUGCCUCUGACGUUCAAGCCCAAAGAGGAACUCACAGUGCGGAACGGGAAGCGGAAAACUAACCUGCGGACUCCUGGGAGUCCAGAGAGCUCCUGCCCAUCCAGUCCAGCCCCCAGCCAAAACCCCAGCACAGCCACAGAGGCCUCCAUGUAGUGCCUCUCAACACAAACCUCAAUUUAUGGACCCUUGCAGUUGUUAUUUUGAUAUAUUUGACUGGAUCCAAAUAUGCAAGGCAGAGUGGAUGUGGCAUGAACAAAUAGAGCCUCACUAAUGCAGAUCAUCAGAGUUACAUGUCAAAUUUAUUUUUGUACUAAAAAAACAGUAGUGAUUUGAAAAGGCUUGCCUGUUGAAAUGUGAUGUUUACUUGUUGCUGCUUUGUAAUGAAAGGUUACCUGAAAGAAGUUUGAGCACUGAGCCACUGAAGGUUUUUUGCUUUUUCAGAUUUUUGUUGACAAAAUGCAGUGCAGCUGUUGAAGUCUAAUCCUUCGUUAAAGCAGGACACAAAUUGUAGUGCCAUGGCACAGUACUAACAUUUUGUAGUUGUCCUGAUGUCUUGGAACAAGAACAGAUAGAAGCUUAUAUGUGACAUGUUUUGUUUUGGUCUUCGUGUAUGAAAUUCAGUUUUCACCCAUUAAAUUUCUGGGUUAGCACUUCUAUGCUGAAUAGUCCCACUCAAAUGUUCCAAGUGUAAUUUGCUAUAUAACUCUAUGGAAAUAUGUAAAAUGAUGAGGAGAACACAGUUAAAGCACUUUUUUCAGAUGCAGUUAUGUUACGACAGACCGCUAGAGGGGAAAGACUCAACAGAAACUUUGUGGUUUUUGCUGUACGGUGUCAUUCGGGGUGUUAUAGAGGACCAAAUAAAUGGAAAAGUGAAAAGGAAAGGGCAGCUUUAUGAAAAUCA